Molecule: messenger RNA, 5861 nt
Organism: Malaclemys terrapin pileata
Lineage: Eukaryota; Metazoa; Chordata; Testudines; Emydidae
Gene: AUTS2
Product: activator of transcription and developmental regulator AUTS2
Exons: 19
Coding region: 173-3952 (1259 amino acids)
Source: RefSeq, a predicted model, not a curated record
GAUUCUUUUAUUUCUCUCUUCUUCUCUCCCCCCCCCCCCUUCUCUCUCUCUCUCUGUCCUCUCCUCCUCCCUCUCGCUCCCUCCCCCUUUAUUCCAUUGGGGAAGCCGGAUUUGUGGCCGUGCUGGGGAGGGGGGGGGGGAGAGAGGGAGAGCGAGAGAGCGAGCAAGAGCCAUGGAUGGCCCGACACGAUGCAACGGGCUUCGGAGAAAGAGGAGAUCCAGAUCACAGAGAGAUCGGGAGAGGCGAUCCAAAGGCGGAUUAGGAGGGGCCGCCGCCGGUGGGGCCAGCAGGACCAGGGCUGCUUCGGUCCUCUCUUCCUCAGGCUCGGAGAAGGAAGACAAUGGGAAUCCACCAUCGUCCCGACCCAGACCCCCCAGGAGGAAGAGGCGAGAGCCCUCCUCGGCAGAAGAAGACAUUAUCGAUGGCUUUGCAAUGUGCAGCUUUGUCACUUUUGAAGCUUUGGAGAAGGACGUAGCACUGAAGCCUCAGGAACGUGUGGAAAAGCAUCAGAAUCCUCUGGCCAAGAAGAAACGGGAAGCACUUACCAAUGGGCUGUCGUACCAUCCAAAAAAGCACAGACUUAACCAUCACCAGUACAGCUCAGACCGGGAAAAUGACCGCAAUCUUUGCCAACACCUUGGGAAAAGGAAGAAAUUACUGAAGGGACUCAGACAGCUCAAGCCAGGUCAGAACAGUUGCCGAGACAGUGACAGUGAAAGUGCAAGUGGAGAAUCAAAAGGAUUCCAUCGGAGCAGCUCUCGGGAAAGACUCAGUGACAGCUCAGCUCCUUCCAGCUUGGGAACAGGCUACUUUUGUGACAGUGACAGUGAUCAAGAAGAGAAGGCAUCUGAUGCCAGCUCUGAAAAACUAUUCAACACUGUUACAAAUAAAGGUAAAGAAUUAGGUGUCAGUACGCUAGCUGAAAAUGACAACCAAGAUGCGAGGGGGCCGGCUGUCCCGAAAAUAUCAGGCUUAGAAAGGAGUCAAGAGAAGAGCCAGGACAGCAACAAAGAACCAAUCCUCGAGCCUGUGGUGCCUAAAGACGCUUGUGCUCAGGUUUCUCAGCCUUUGGCCCAACAUCUUUUGGAGCCGCAGCCUGAAGCGCCUUCCCCAAGCCCUGUACUGGUUCAGUGUACGGAGGCUCCUGCCCAGCCGCCACAGUCUCAAGCCUCACAGCCGCUGCAAGGCCCAGAAGAAGCCCAGCGUCCGCCUGCGCCUCAGCCUCAAGUACAACGUCCGCCCAGGCCCCAGUCCCCUCUGCAGCCUGUCCAUCAAAACCUGCCGCUGGUGCAGCCUCACCCUUCCUCACAGAGUCUCUCUCAGCCUUUGUCAGCGUAUAACAGCAGCAGCUUAAGCCUCAACAGUUUAAGCAGCAGCAGAAGCAGUACUCCAGCCAAGACUCAGGCCCCUCCCCCACACAUAUCCCACCACCCCUCCGCUUCACCGUUUCCCCUCUCUUUACCCAGCCACAGUCCAUUGCACACCUUCACGCCCACCCUCCAACCUCCUGCUCACCCGCAUCACCCCAAUAUGUUUGCCCCUCCUACGGCUUUGCCUCCUCCACCUCCAUUGACUUCAGGGACACUGCAGGUUGCAGGACAUCCAGCUGGUAGUACUUACUCAGAGCAAGAUCUUCUUCGUCAGGAACUCAACACACGAUUUUUGGCCUCCCAGAGUGCAGAUCGUGGGGCCUCUCUGGGGCCACCGCCCUACCUGAGGACCGAGUUCCACCAGCAUCAGCACCAGCACCAGCACACACACCAACAUACACACCAGCAUACCUUCACGCCUUUCCCCCACGCCAUCCCGCCCACUGCCAUCAUGCCAACGCCAGCACCGCCCAUGGUGCGUACCCCAGGCAGAAAUUUUGACAAAUACCCUACAAAAGUUGACCCCUUCUACCGUCACAGUCUGUUUCACUCCUAUCCUCCAGCUGUAUCAGGUAUUCCUCCCAUGAUUCCUCCCACUGGUCCUUUUGGCUCACUGCAAGGAGCAUUUCAACCUAAGACUUCCAAUCCUAUUGAUGUCGCAGCCAGACCAGGAACUGUCCCACAUACCCUCCUGCAGAAAGACCCCAGGUUGACAGAUCCGUUCAGGCCCAUGUUGAGGAAACCUGGAAAGUGGUGUGCUAUGCACGUUCAUAUCGCCUGGCAGAUAUACCAUCACCAACAAAAAGUCAAGAAACAGAUGCAGUCUGAUCCACACAAGCUGGACUUUGGCCUGAAACCUGAGUUUCUGAGCCGGCCACCAGGUCCCAGCCUCUUCGGAGCCAUCCACCACCCCCAUGACUUGGCCCGCCCCUCAACUCUCUUCUCUGCAGCCGGUGCUGCGCAUCCAGCUGGCACCCCUUUUGGCCCUCCGCCCCAUCAUAGCAACUUUCUCAACCCAGCCGCUCACUUAGAGCCUUUUAAUAGACCAACUACGUUCACCGGUCUCGCUGCAGUGGGUGGUAAUGCCUUCGGGGGACUUGGGAACCCGACAGUUACACCCAACUCAAUGUUCGGCCACAAGGAUGGCCCCAGUAUGCAGAACUUUAGCAACCCUCACGAACCCUGGAACCGACUGCACCGAACUCCUCCUUCGUUCCCGACCCCUCCGCCCUGGCUGAAGCCAGGAGAGCUGGAGCGCAGUUCAUCUGCUGCAGCUCAUGACAGAGAUAGAGAUGUAGAUAAACGAGACUCAUCUGUUAGUAAAGAUGACAAAGAAAGGGAGAGUAUUGAGAAAAGACACUCCAGUCAUCCUUCGCCAGCACCCAUCCAUCCAGUGAACUCCCUCGGACAUAACCGCAGCUCAGCUGAGCAGAUCAGGAGCCAUCUCAAUCCUGAGAUUCGAGAGAAAGAGAAACCCAAAGAACGAGAGAGGGAUCACUCUGAAUCUCGGAAGGACGUGAAUGUUGAAGAACACAAGGUGAAGGACAACUACUCUUCAGAGAAAGAAGGCUUGGGCCAUGAAAGCAGGGCAGUGGAAGAGUCUAAGCAAAUGUCCAGGGUACCUUCACCCUUCGCUAGGCCCCCUGUUGUGGAGAGCACCAGGCCCAAUAGUACUUCCAACCGUGAGGCUGAGAGAAAGAGUGAGCCAGCAUACGAUAAUCAGAAGAAAAGUAGCGAAGUCAAAGUGAAGGAGGAACGGAAGGAAGACCAUGAUGUUCCACCUGAGGGACCUCAGACUCAUAGGUCAUCUGACCAGCCACCACCGAUAUCUACAUCCAACGUCCAUCCAGGUCCCUUAGUGUCUAUGCCUAUGACUGUAGGUGUAACUGGUAUACACCCCAUGAACAGCAUCAGUGGCCUGGACAGGACUCGCAUGAUGACACCUUUUAUGGGAAUAAGCCCAAUCCCAGGCGGAGAACGGUUUCCCUACCCGUCUUUCCACUGGGAUCCGAUGAGGGAUCCUUUGAGAGAUCCUUACAGAGAGCUUGAUAUUCAUCGGAGAGACCCUCUGGGCAGAGACUUUUUGCUAAGAAAUGAUCCCCUUCAUCGUCUUUCCACACCAAGAUUAUAUGAAGCCGAUAGGUCGUUCAGGGACAGGGAACCUCAUGACUACAAUCACCACCACCACCACCACCACCAUUCUCUGUCCAUGGAUCCUCGACGUGAGCAUGAGAGGGGCAACCACUUGGAUGAGAGGGAACGGUUGCACAUGCUCAGAGAGGACUAUGAACACGCACGCCUGCACUCAGUUCACCCUGCCGCCUUGGAUGGUCACCUGCCUCACCCGAGUUUAAUCACCCCUGGACUUCCCAGCAUGCACUAUCCCAGAGUCAGUCCCCCAACAGGACACCAGAAUGGGAUUCUCAAUAAAACUCCUCCCACAGCAGCUCUCAGUGCCCCUCCUCCUCUUAUUUCCACUCUGGGACCUCGGCCUGGGUCUCCCAGAAGGACUACUCCUCUGUCUACAGAGAUGAGAGAGAGGCCUCCUUCUCACACCCUUAAGGACAUUGAAGCUCGAUAAAGAGAAUUAGAAAUAAGGAGAUACUGAACAUGGUAUAAAGACCUUCUUGCUAGUCAUUGACACAGACUGUGGAUGUGAUCCCGCUGUACAAAAUGUAUAGACCCAAGCGCAAAGGUUUUGAAAUGGGUUUUUUGUAUAUGCUAUGUUGAAAUUUUCCAGAUCUUUUAGCCAAGUCCAUAUGUUCCUUAUGUCUCCUACUCUAUUUUAUUUCUAGUUUAAAAUUUUCAAAAUUUGAACUGAAGAACAAGACAUCAAUCAUCAUAAUUUGGUUAAAAACAAACCAACAACAACAACCGUACAAAGUUCUUUCAGACCAGAAGUGAAGACAAUUGUAGAUAUCUAUGUAAAAAGAUUGCUUCAUGGGUUAAUGGUUCAUAUAUGCAAAAAGGGUAAGAUGAAAGCUUUACUUUGUACAAAUGUAAAUAGAUAAAAUUAAGUAACAUAAAACAUUAAUACUUCUUAAACUGUGCUAUUUGCAAACUUAAUAUUGAUCAACACAGUUUGCUUAGACUGUGUUACAUAUAUUGUUAUAGACAGCUAAACCCCUUCAACUAUGCAAUGAAUUUUAAGGCUUUUCACAAAAGCCUGUAUAACUCAAAGGAGCCUUUUCAACACACAACUUACUUAAAGUCAUAUUUUCCCUGAACAAGCUCAUCUAUUACAUAAAUCUGUUUUCCUUGCAUAUUUUGAUGACGAAACGACCCAUUAGAAGUGUAGUUUUCCAUAUGAACCCUGGCAUCAAGUUGCUAAUGUUACCAUAGUACAUAUCAUUUCUGAGAUCUUGUUCAGGUUAGCAAAAUAUAAUCACUGACAACAUAGUGUCUAAUAUGAUGUAUGGUUUUUCAGUUCUAUUAACCUGGAUUAAACAGAAUAACAAUCAAAUGUGAGAUACUUCCCGGAACUUUUGUCACUUAACAUGUCAAGUUUAUUUUUGGAAGAACAUCUGGUUAUAGCUAUUUGAGUCUGUUGUUAUGAUCAGUGUGUCAUUUUUAUCUGUACACACACUUUUUUUGGGGGGGGGGGGGGUUAAGGCAAUUUAGCUACACUGAAACAAAUCCUACAAGAAAUCUAAUACUUUCCUAAAAUGAUGGAUGUGUUUUCACUGCGGCUCAGAAGUUUAGUCUAAACUCCAAUGCAGAUUUCAUAAUGCAGUUUAUGUGUUUCAGUUGGUAAUAAAGUCUGUGAAUAGCUAAUAGGUCAGCUUUGUUUUUCCCGAUCACAGGAGAAAUGGCCCUUUUAAAAAAAAUGCAUCAAUCUUCUGAAAUUUCUGUCUUUUCAUAACACACUAUUUUAUAAUGCAUUACAUUUCUUGUCUAAAUAUUUGGAGAGAAUAUGACUUUAUCAGAAAGAAUACAAUAUCUUGUCUACUGGACUGUAAAAUAUAUGUAUGAAAUAAAAUUAGUUCCAUUGGUCUUCUAGUGUAUUAAAGUGCUAUCUGAAGUUGUUAUCCUGUUUUGGCAAAAAAAAAAAGAAAAGAAAAAGAAAAGAAAAAAAAAGUCUAACUACAGACAGUUGUUUCUAAUGAUCAGAGAUCUAUUUUAGUAGUCAACUGAAGGUUUAGUUGUGAGCUUCAGAUUUUGUGAACUCCAGAUGUUGUGCAGUGUUUUUUUUUUUUUAAAGAACAAAAGGAAAAAAAAUUAAAAAAACAAAAACAAACAAAAAAACAAAAACAAAAAAAAACCCAACCCAGAAGAAUAUGUACACUGGAACCGUAGUGAUAGCUUUCAGUAUUGUAAAGAGAUUGUUAUAUACAAACCUUUUUGCUGUUUAUCCUGUAUGUAAUAAAAGUCCUUUCUAGAUCCUAUGUGAAAAGAAAAGUGGAGCGGCUCUGAAUCUUCAGCAUGUUUCCUCAUCAGCGAAGACUUGUGUAAUGUAAAUUGUGCCAUGUUAUUAAAAAAUGUGAACUAAA